Molecule: messenger RNA, 693 nt
Organism: Arachis duranensis
Lineage: Eukaryota; Viridiplantae; Streptophyta; Magnoliopsida; Fabales; Fabaceae
Product: branched-chain amino acid aminotransferase 2, chloroplastic-like
Exons: 4
Coding region: 177-575 (132 amino acids)
Biological process (GO): branched-chain amino acid metabolic process
Cellular component (GO): chloroplast
Molecular function (GO): branched-chain-amino-acid:2-oxoglutarate transaminase activity
Source: RefSeq, a predicted model, not a curated record
UUUAUUGCAUGAUUUUACAAUGACUAAUUUGUUGCCAUAAACUAACGAUAGUUAAAUCCUGGUCAUGUUUUUUUUGUUCUAUUUUAUUUUAACAGCUAAUAUGUGUCUAAGUUCUGUGCUAGCAGAAAACAAGUUCGUAGUGGGAAGUGGAGCCAAAACUGUUUGUAUAUGCUACUAUGAGCAGGAAAACAACUGUGACUUUGUGUUUUGUGAUCAUAAAGAGAAUGGCAUCCACUAAUGAGACUGAAAAUCUAGGUGAGAGUGAUACUAUGAAGAAGCUUAAACAUGUCGAGAGCAAGCUUCUCAGAUGCAAUGUUCCUGUUGAUGAGCUUCUUGAACUGCUUGAUGUGGAGGAGCGACUAGUCUCUGUGGAUGAAUUGCUAGAUGCUGAUGAGGUCUUCUGCACAGGGACAGCUGUGGUUGUGUCACCUGUAGGCAGUGUUACUUAUCUUGGCAACAGGGUAUCCUAUGGAGAAGGUAUUGGAGCAGUGUCCCAGCAACUCUAUAGUGUCCUUACAAGACUGCAGAUGGAUAUUACAGAGGAUGUGAUGAAUUGGACUGUUAAGCUGAGAUAGGCACAUAAAGAAAUAGCUGGCACUACAUCUUCGCUGAAAUCCCAUGCAAAUCUCCAACCACUAGAACUAGUUCUUUUAAAAUUUUGCUUUUUGAUAUGAUUAGUUCUUGUGGAUAGUC